Molecule: messenger RNA, 1413 nt
Organism: Macadamia integrifolia
Lineage: Eukaryota; Viridiplantae; Streptophyta; Magnoliopsida; Proteales; Proteaceae
Product: translation initiation factor IF-2-like
Exons: 4
Coding region: 211-1398 (395 amino acids)
Source: RefSeq, a predicted model, not a curated record
UGGAUUGAAACAAUGUUUAUUGCAUAAUGCAUUAAUUCUUUUGGGAGUUGGAUUAUGGAUUGACUUUUUAUGUGUUCUUUUCUCAAACAAAUGAUCUGCAAACUGCUGAUUCUUUUCUUCGGCCUAGCGGAACUUGCUGAAUAAAUCAUAUCGUUUUUGAAGUUUGACUUUUUUGCUCACUGGAUUUGUGUUAGUCAUCAGUGACAAACCAUGAGUGGAAGCCUUGGAAGGCUAGCGAGCUCCAGUAGCCGCAAAAGCAGCAAACAGAGCGUAAUUAUUUCCUCUACUGCUUACUCUACUUUUGCUGGUGGAGGUGGUAGAGGCCGAGGUGGGGGCCGAGGCUCUGGUUCAGGUUCCUCUGGUCCUCCUGAACCUUCUCCAUUUGCUGCUCAAACCCCUGGUAAACCGGACACUAAUGGUGAAGCUGAUGAUGAUUUCUUUCCUUCCGGACUUGGUCAUGGCAGAGGUAAAGCCAUCCCUUCCACCCCAGUUCUUCCUUCAUUCUCUUCAUGGAUGUCUGCAGUAGGUCCUCCUGCUGGUCGUGGAAUUGUACGAACUACCCAACCACAAUCUGAUCCACGGCCGUCUGAGUCUGAAGGCUUUCAGCCCAAGAAACCCAUUUUUUUCAGCCGGCAAGAUACUCAGAAACCCCAAUCCAGUGAUUCGGUUCCAAAGCUGGAUGAGGACAUCCUUCCGUCAAGUCUUUUGUCAGGGUUACCUGGUGCUGGACGUGGAAAACCACCUAAACCAUCACCGAACCCUAAUGAGAGGACUGGUACUGAAGAAAACCGACACAUUCGAUCAAGAAGAGGAGGUGCUGUCAGCGUGCACGAUAGGACUUCUCCAAGCCCGCCAAGGUUGAGCAGGGAAGAGGCAGUUAAAAAGGCAGUUGGAAUUUUGUCUCGAGGUAGAGGAGAUGGGAUGGCGGAAGGUGGGAGGGGCAGAGGGUUAAGAGGACGUGGUGGUCGGGGACGAGGAGGAAGGGGAGUGCAAGGCUGGAGGGGAAGAGGUGGAAGAAGUAGUGGUCGUUUCCGUGAUGCAGAGGAGGACUAUGCUACUGGUCUUUUCUUAGGUGACAAUGCUGAUGGAGAGAGGCUGGCUAAGAGACUAGGGCCAGAGAACAUGGAUAAAUUGGCCGAAUCAUUUGAACAGAUGAGUUAUGAUGUUCUCCCUUCACCAAUGGAUGAUGCUUAUCUGGACGCUCUCCACACUAAUUAUUUGAUAGAGUUUGAGCCAGAGUACCUGAUGGGGGAGUUUGAUACAAAUCCUGAUAUAGACGAAAAGUCUCCAAUUCCUCUUGGAGAUGCACUUGAAAAGGUGAAACCAUUCUUGAUGGCUUAUGAGGGAAUUCAAAGUCAAGAAGAGUGGGAGUGCAAAGAAAUGGAGAGAGAGAGAUGAUGGCGAUCAAUGGCA